AUGCGUGCUACCACCGCAGUCCUCUCCCUCCUCACGGCAACUUUUGCCGUCGCCGGCUCUCCUAAAGGCAGUCCAACCCCCGACCCCUACGAGGCCAUCCACCAAGCCUCCUACCUCCUAGCCUCCCUCCUCGACACCAAGCAGUAUUCCCGCCUCAACGAGGCUAUGACCGACGACAUCAUCUACGACAGCCGUCCCCUGGGCGCUUACGGCGGGCUCUCCACCGGCCUCGCUGAGACCAGCAAGAACAUCGCCGCAGCUUUCGGUGAUGCGCUCAUCGAGCACCAGGUCGGCAACGCGCUGAUCCGCUUCAACAACCCCGAGGCCACCUCGGCGAACGUCAGCACGUACCUCACCUGGUCUCGCUGGGACUCCGCCAAUCUGCACGACAUCACCAAGACGUUCCGCAUCUACGAGCGGUGCGAUGAUCUGUUUGUCGUCGACCCCAAGGAUGGCCGAUGGAAGCUCAAGUACAGCUUGGUUGUCAACCAAGGGCCCGCGGUUGAGGCGCCGUACUUCCCCCAAGAUGAGGAGAAGGAUGACGGGAAGAGCUGUGAUCAGGAUGCUUAA
Colletotrichum karsti is the source of this 570-nucleotide messenger RNA. RefSeq lists its product as uncharacterized. The record is from RefSeq and is a predicted model, not a curated record. The transcript has a single exon. The coding region runs from base 1 to 570 and encodes 189 amino acids. Lineage: Eukaryota; Fungi; Ascomycota; Sordariomycetes; Glomerellales; Glomerellaceae.